AUGUCCGGCUACCCAGCACCGAAUGGUCACAACAACAAUAAUAAUGGCUACAAUCCCUUGCCUUUGCACGGCCCAUCAUCAAUCCCAUCACCAAAUGAUCCGUUGAUGUCCCAUAAUCAGCAGAUUCAACAUCAACACCAGCAUCAGCACCAGCACCAGCAACAACUCGGCAUAUCUGUCGCACCAUCAUUUCAAUAUGAUCCUCAAUCAAUGGGAGCUCCACAAGGUCAGCAAUCGCCGCAAAUGCCCCCACCAAUGCCACAAUACAAUGAUGGCAUGAACAACGAUCACAAUGGUUUACCCGUUCAAACUGGAACACCAACAUCUAUGAAUGGAACCGGAGAAGCUCCAAAGGGAAAUAGAUUAAGGAAAGCAUGCGACUCAUGCAGCAUCCGAAAAGUUAAGUGUGAUGAAUCGGGUCCUCCAUGUCGAGCAUGUGCAGCAUUAGACAUUCCAUGUACAUUCGAAAGACCAAGUCGUCGAAGAGGUCCACCAAAUCGACAUGCGGAAGCUAUAAAAAAGAGAAGACUCGAAUCUCCAGGUGGUGGACCUUAUUCCUCUCCGACAUCACCAAGCAAUGUUGCCGCGACUCUAGCAUCAUUUUCUUCACAUGCAGUUCUCUCUGCUGAAUCGAUAUUGCCUUUCCCUACUCUCGAGCUUUUCAUCGAUGACUUCUUCACUUACAUACAUCCACUUGCACCUUUCCCACAUGAGCCUUCCUUCCGAGCGGCACUCAAAAAUAGAGAAGAUUUACAAAAUCCAUCAUUUCUCGCAUUGUUGGCGUCCAUGGUUGGGAUAUUGGUAGCAUCAUUUCCUAGAAAGCCCAGGCUACACUUAAAAUCUCAACACCGAGAACAUCUAUUUCCAAACUCACUCGCCUUGGUUGAAAGAUGUCACAAGGUGGCAGUUGAAGCUAGGGGACCUGGUUACCUCGAUAAAAACCUUUCGGUGUACGAUGCAGCUACAAGUUAUUUCUUAGGAUUGUCAGGCGCAUAUACAUUCAAUUGGAGACAAUGUCGUUUGUAUUUUGGAGAGACCUUGAACAUCAUAAGGAUGUUGGGAGCGCAUAGAACCAAGAAUGCAGGUAUGGUGACGACUAUGGGUCAUCUUCCUGCUACGUUUGGUGCAGAAAGCCCUCAGUAUGUUGAUCAACCCGAACCUAUUGAUUAUAUUCGUCAGGAGAUGGGUAGAAGACUAUUUUGGGUUAUGUUCGUUGGUAUUCGAUCAAUGCAACAAUUAGGUGCCACUUUUGGUGAACUUUUAAUUCCACCACCUACUCCAAAUGAACCAUAUCCUCCACUUCCAGUGGAAGUCGAUGAUGAGUACAUCUUUCUAGAUCAUAUCCAACCACAGCCCGAAGGUGUCCUAUCAAGCAUCACCGGAUUCAAUAUGGGUAUCAAGAUCUAUAUGACAUGUACACCUCUCGCAACAAUGGAAGUGGCAUAUGGUAUCGAUCAAGUCUUUGACUUUAAACGUCAAAAAAGAGUACUCUCACAAUGUCUCGGUGCUGCAAAGCAUGUUCUGGAUCAGUUACCAAAUGAGUUGAUGCUUCUACCAAACUCAGAAUCAGGUGAGUUUGGUCAACGAGACGAAGCCUACUAUCCACCUUUGGAAAAUUUUCCAGGUGCUCGUUCGGGUGGACUUGAAGGACGAUCCUGGAACGAAAUCCCAGUAGAUGAGAAAAGAAAAAGACAAUACGAAAUUAUGAAAUCCAAUAUUUACGCCAGUCAGUUAGCCACCAGGUCAUAUAUCGUGGAGAAAUAUUGGAGCCUUGAAGACGCCCACGAACAGCUUAAAGCUAAAUCGGGUGGUUCUGAGGAACCCAAACUAGGAUCUCCGGGUCUUAUGGCAACUGGUUUAGAUGCAGUGCUACCACAAUCAGCAACAGAAGAAUCGAUGGAGUCUGUUGUUAUGAAUGAAAGAGAAAGUAUUGUGAAGGAUUUGCUAAGGGCGCUGAGUUGUCUUCAACAAGUUAAUAUGGAGCCAAAUGGUGGCAGCUUUGUCAACAAAAUCCGUCAAAUAGCUUCUACCUUGGUCGAUACCCCUCAAAACCGCAAAGGACCUUUCGCAUUACGUGCUGAGGAGUACCUAGGCAAAUUCCUCGAUAUCUUAAUGAAGCUCGAGAGAGCUAGCCCUAGUGGUGCUAGGAGUGAAAGUGCCGAUGGUGUGGUUGAUGAAGAAGAAGAAUUAAGCAAUUGGGCUGAUCUCAGAGAAUACCAAACGAGGUUCGCUCAAUCAGGAGGAUUUUUGAAUGAAUUGUAA
Sclerotinia sclerotiorum 1980 UF-70 is the source of this 2262-nucleotide messenger RNA. RefSeq lists its product as hypothetical. Gene Ontology annotation, biological process: positive regulation of transcription by RNA polymerase II. Gene Ontology annotation, cellular component: nucleus. NCBI's taxonomy places the organism in Eukaryota, Fungi, Ascomycota, Leotiomycetes, Helotiales, Sclerotiniaceae. Gene Ontology annotation, molecular function: DNA-binding transcription factor activity, RNA polymerase II-specific; zinc ion binding; sequence-specific DNA binding. Bases 1 to 2262 code for a protein of 753 amino acids. The record is from RefSeq and is a predicted model, not a curated record. The transcript is spliced from 4 exons.